AUGAACCGCUUAUUUCUAUUUAAACGGAAGAAGAAGAAAAAGUUAAAUAUCCCCCCACCCAGUACGCCGCAGUCUCGGCGUCGUCGGUCCUCGUCGUACACGGUUGCCCCGCACCUCCAAGCCGAGUUCGACGUGCCGCUGUCCGCGUUCGCAGCCGCGCAUGCAGAAUAUACGGAUUUUGUCGUUGCGGGGUUUAUCUUUUCUGAAAGAUCUUCUGUUCCUCCUGCUGCUCCUGCUGCUGCUGUGUCUACUGCUCCACGCAUGCUCCUCCUCCAGCGCGCCUGGUCCGACUCGUACGGCGGAUACUGGGAUUUCCCCGGCGGAUCGGUCGAACCGUCGUCCGACGCGACGCUGCUGGAUGGUGUCGCGCGCGAAGUCCGCGAGGAGACGGGGUUCCAUGUCUCGCGUAUCCGGGAGCUGGUGCGGGUGGACGCGUGGGUGGCGCAUAUGGGGAGGAGGAAGGUGGCUAAGUAUUCGUUUAUUGUGGAUGUGCAUGAAGCAGCAGAAUCAUCGGCAGCAUCUGGAGAAUGGGAAGACGAGGAUGAUGAAUCUGAAUCUGACCACAACAGCGUCGUGACGCAGCAGCAGCAGCAGCAGCAGCACAUGCCUCUCAACUGGGAAGACCAAGUCCAGCUCGCAGAAGCAGAGCAUCAGCGCUAUGUCUGGGCGACGGAGGAAGAGGUCGAAGCCAGCGUGGUCAACAAACGCAAUGGUCGCGGCGAAGAAGGACCGUAUCUGUUUGUCGGCAUCCAGGGUGAGACGGCGUUGGAGGCGUUUCGCAAGUAUAAGAGUCUGAAGGGGGAUUGA
Messenger RNA from Rasamsonia emersonii CBS 393.64, 807 nucleotides. RefSeq names its product NUDIX domain protein. The transcript has a single exon. Bases 1 to 807 code for a protein of 268 amino acids. NCBI's taxonomy places the organism in Eukaryota, Fungi, Ascomycota, Eurotiomycetes, Eurotiales, Trichocomaceae. The record is from RefSeq and is a predicted model, not a curated record.